Messenger RNA from Rhododendron vialii, 475 nucleotides. RefSeq lists its product as uncharacterized. The transcript is spliced from 3 exons. Bases 1 to 348 code for a protein of 115 amino acids. The record is from RefSeq and is a predicted model, not a curated record. NCBI's taxonomy places the organism in Eukaryota, Viridiplantae, Streptophyta, Magnoliopsida, Ericales, Ericaceae.
AUGGUGGCAUUUUUGCAAAUAAUUGAUCCAAAUGAAAAAAAAAAUGAAGAAAAGAAGAAAGAUGAACGAUUCGAAAUUUCGAAAACCAAAAUCGGCAUCCAGUUGAAAUUGUUGAAUCACAAGGAGAAUCCAAACCAUAGAAUCGAACACUGCAGCAACUUCGUCCCCCACGGUCCCACCUAUCGCCAGCUUCGACAACGAACAGGUUACAGGACCAGUAUAUACACUACACAUUGCGGAGUCUUAGAGUAUCUCUCUCCCAUUCGCUUGCGACUUGUGAGGCUUCAAAUCGGUAAGUAUUCUCUUCUUAUGCAGAGCCUUGGCUGGUGGUGCUUAGAUUUGUGCUGAUUUAGUUGACAUUAGUUGGGGUGCUUAAAUUUAAAAAUAUGUAUUUAGUUGAGAUAAUAUGUAUUUACCUAUUUGGAAACUUUGUAUUUUGUGUUCGUAUAUAAUGAUUAGUAGAACUUUAUAUUGA